AUGGGUCGAUCAUUUGCCCACAUCAUUGUUGUGGUUUUAUUGGUAAUGGUUGUAGCAAUAGUAGAGGCUACUCCCCCUGGAAUAGCUGACCAAUAUCCAAGCCAUUCUCAUUGCUCUGAUGAUGAGAUCAAACAAUGCAAAAAUCUUCCACAUGUUUGUCCCAAAUUCUGUCCUAAUGGCUGCAUAACUGAGUGUCGUUCUUGUAAACCUAUUUGCAUCGAUGGACCAUCACUUUCACCUCCCUAUAACCCUAGUCCUACAUCAACAUCUCCAAAGAAGGUUAAGUGCAAGAACAAGAAUUAUGUCAAAUGUUAUAAUCAAGAACAUACAUGCCCUAGCACUUGCCCCGGUACUUGUCAAGUUGAUUGCGUCUCUUGCAAACCUGUUUGUAGUUGUGACAAGCCGGGAGCAGUUUGCCAAGAUCCACGUUUUAUUGGUGCAGAUGGAAUUACUUUCUAUUUCCACGGAAAGAAAGACAGAGAUUUUUGCCUGGUCUCUGACUCUAACAUCCACAUUAAUGCACACUUUAUAGGAAAACGAAAUGAGAAGAUGAAAAGAGACUUCACUUGGGUUCAAGCCAUCGGUAUUCUUUAUGGUACGCACAAGAUCUCAAUUGCAGCACAAAAGACAACAACGUGGGAUGAUGCCAUUGAUCGUCUUUCCCUUAACUUUGAUGGUGAAUCUAUUGUUCUCCCAAACCACGAAGGGGAAAGGUGGAUGUCUGAAUCUGGACCAACAACAUACAUCACUCGAACUAGCAACAACAACGAAAUUGUGAUCGAAGUUGAAAACAUUUUCAAGAUUACAGCAAAGGUGGUGCCUAUUACAGAGAAAGAAUCUAAAGUUCAUAAUUAUGGCAUAACAAAAGAUGAUUGUUUUGCUCAUCUUGAACUUGGAUUCAAAUUUUUUGCACUAAGUGAUGAAGUGAGUGGUGUUUUGGGCCAAACUUAUAGAAGGAAUUAUGUGAGCAGAGUGAAGAUGGGUGCUUUGAUGCCUGUAAUGGGAGGCGUCAGAGAAUUUUCAGUUUCAGAACUCUUUAACGUUGAUUGCUCUGUCGCUAAGUUUCAAUCAGUAAACGAAAUCAACGAGAGUUCCUUGAAUAAUGUGGAGAUGCCUAGCUUGAGAUGCAACAGUGGAAUUUAUGGACAUGGUGUUGUCUGCAAGCGCUAG
This is a messenger RNA of Solanum dulcamara, 1170 nucleotides long. RefSeq lists its product as uncharacterized. NCBI's taxonomy places the organism in Eukaryota, Viridiplantae, Streptophyta, Magnoliopsida, Solanales, Solanaceae. Bases 1 to 1170 code for a protein of 389 amino acids. The record is from RefSeq and is a predicted model, not a curated record. The transcript is spliced from 3 exons.